Molecule: messenger RNA, 1793 nt
Organism: Ornithorhynchus anatinus (platypus)
Lineage: Eukaryota; Metazoa; Chordata; Mammalia; Monotremata; Ornithorhynchidae
Gene: OVOL2
Product: ovo like zinc finger 2
Exons: 4
Coding region: 57-971 (304 amino acids)
Biological process (GO): regulation of transcription by RNA polymerase II; epidermal cell differentiation
Cellular component (GO): nucleus
Molecular function (GO): DNA-binding transcription factor activity, RNA polymerase II-specific; RNA polymerase II cis-regulatory region sequence-specific DNA binding
Source: RefSeq, a predicted model, not a curated record
UGGAGGGAGGAGGAGGAGGAGGGCGGUUGCCCGACGGCUCGGCCCGGGUGCCCGCCAUGCCCAAAGCGUUCCUGGUGAAGAGGAGGAGCCCCGCCGCCGCCCUCCGCAGCUGGCAGGGGCUGCCCGACGAGGAGAGAGCCGACACCUACGUCCCAGUCAGCCUGCCCUGUGCCAUCCACGACGGACCCCAGGACGGUGCCCAGGACGGACCCCAGGAUGGCCCCAGCCACCCCAGCAGCGGCCCCGGCCCGCAGCCCCGCUCCACCCACGGCAGCCUUGGCAGCAGCAGCCUUGGCAGCAGCAGCCUUGGCAGCAGCAGCAGCAGCAGCAGCAGCAGCAGCUCGUCCCUGCAGGAGCCCGAAGGCGGGGACCUGCCCCCCUCGCAGCCGGGACCCCCGGGGUCCCCGAGAACCGCCGCCCCCGUCCUGCACCUCACCGUCAAACGCCCCGCCGCCAGGUCCAAAAUUAAGUUCACAACAGGCACUUGCAGCGAGGCGAUGAUCUACAACUGCGAACUAUGUGGCAAGGGCUUCCGUCUCCAGCGCAUGCUCAACCGUCACCUGAAGUGCCACAACCAGGUGAAAAGGCAUUUGUGCACCUUCUGUGGGAAAGGAUUCAAUGAUACCUUUGACCUGAAAAGACAUGUCCGGACUCAUACAGGUAUCCGUCCUUACAAAUGCGAGAUCUGCAACAAAGCUUUCACGCAGCGCUGCUCUCUGGAGUCUCACCUGAAAAAGAUCCAUGGGGUGCAGCAGCAGUACGCCUACAAGCAGCGGCGGGACAAGCUGUACGUCUGUGAGGACUGUGGCUACACGGGCCCCACCCAGGAGGACUUAUACUUACACGUGAGUGCCGUCCACCCGGGCAGCGCCUUCCUGAAAAAGACUUCCAAGAAGCUCGCUGCCAUUUUACAAACCAAGCUGACUUCUGUCCUGCAGAGGAACGCCAAGCUGAACGAGGAGAACGAAUGAGGGGCGUGUGACCGACGGCCCCCAGUUCACGUGGCGGCCGAAUCCGAUCUGGUUCAGUGAGGGCGGUAUUUAUUAACGGUGUGGCGUUAUGUGCUAGGUGCUGGGACCGGGCCGGGAUAAUCGGAUUCAGCCACAGUUGCUGAGCCGCAUGGGGAUGACGGUCUGAGAGGCGGGGAGACUGGGAAGUUGGGGAAACUGAGACACAAAAAGGUUAAGCGACUUCCCCAGGGUCCCACUACAGGGCAGUGGUAAGAGAUGGGACUUGGACUCACCUCACCCGAGUUCUAGGCCCACGGUCUCUUCCUCAGGCAAUGCUGCCUUCUCUCCUUCCCUCUCCCCCACCUCCCUUUUUAUUUUUUUAAAUUAAGGCAUGGCUUGGUUCCAGUUUAGUGGCCUGUUUCCCCUUCCGAAAUCAAGUUGCAGUGCAAGAUUGUGAGCCCCAUGGGGGACAGGGACUACUUCUGAUGUGAUUAUUUGAUAUCUCCGGCAGUGCUUAGCAUAUAAUAAGCACUAAAUAGUUACCCUAAGUGGAGAGGCUACGAUCCAGGAGAGAGAUGACUUCUUGGAUGGGGACGUCACAACUGACUGCAGUCGUGACUGUAAAAGUAGAUGUUUUAUCCAGUUGCCACAGUUGUACAGACUUUUUCGAAGACUGGAAAUGAGAUUUAAGGUGUCGUUAAAGGUAACCCCCUUUUUUAUUCCCUCGACCCCGGGUGUGGGUGCCUUAAAAUAAAUUAGCUUCAUUACGAUUUUAACCAACCAAACAAGAUGGUGUUUGUUAAUGAACAAUAAAGUUUACAGAAAUAUUUUAAGUAAAUAGAA